AUGGUCACAAUCUCAGAGUUUCAGAAGAUCGGCGUGGGUUUGUCAGGCUUCGGCAUGUUCUUCCUACUCUUUGGAGUUUUGCUGUACUUUGACUCUGUCUUGCUGGCAUUUGGUAAUAUCUUGUUCCUGACUGGUUUGGCCUUCAUCAUUGGCCUGAAGAGAACAGCUCACUUCUUCUUCCAGAGGCAAAAGCUGAGAGCCUCCUCUUUUUUCCUGGGUGGUGUGGCUUUAGUGGUACUCCGAUGGCCACGCAUAGGCAUGCUUGUGGAGAGUUAUGGCUUUGUGCUUCUGUUUAAGUCGUUCUUCCCAAUGGCUUUUGGAUUUCUUGGAACAGUAUUGAAUAUGCCAUUCCUCACUACACUAUUUAAUUACUCAGGAAGCAGCUCCUCUAUGGUGUAA
Molecule: messenger RNA, 399 nt
Organism: Neoarius graeffei (lesser salmon catfish)
Lineage: Eukaryota; Metazoa; Chordata; Actinopteri; Siluriformes; Ariidae
Gene: golt1a
Product: golgi transport 1A
Exons: 5
Coding region: 1-399 (132 amino acids)
Biological process (GO): endoplasmic reticulum to Golgi vesicle-mediated transport; retrograde transport, endosome to Golgi
Cellular component (GO): membrane; endoplasmic reticulum
Source: RefSeq, a predicted model, not a curated record